Messenger RNA from Eimeria tenella, 1674 nucleotides. RefSeq names its product importin beta-3 subunit, putative. Bases 1 to 1674 code for a protein of 557 amino acids. The record is from RefSeq and is a predicted model, not a curated record. Gene Ontology annotation, molecular function: nuclear import signal receptor activity; protein binding. Gene Ontology annotation, biological process: protein import into nucleus. Gene Ontology annotation, cellular component: cytoplasm; nucleus. The transcript has 5 exons. NCBI's taxonomy places the organism in Eukaryota, Apicomplexa, Conoidasida, Eucoccidiorida, Eimeriidae.
AUGGACGCGGCGCAGUUCUGCGAGCUGCUGCAGGCCACGCUGGCCGAGGAUGCUGCAGUGCGGCGGCAGGCAGAAGCACAACUUGCUGCUUUGAAAGCAGCAGCAGCAGACAGCUACGUGAGCUGUUUGCUGCAGACCCUUUCGGGGCACCCCGAGGAGCAGCUGCGGCUGCAGGCUGCUGUGCUGCUGCGGUCUUCGGCCUUUGGGGGCCCCCUGGAGGGGGGGGCCCACCUGUGGGGCCGGCUGUCUGCUGCAGCAAAAGCAGCAGUGCAGCAGACGCUUCUGCAGCAGCUGCAGCAGGAGAGCAGCAAGACCGUCCGCAGCAACAUCUGCAGCACCACUGCAGACCUUGCAUGCGACCUCCUCCCAGAGGACCAGUGGACCACUCUGGGGCCCCAGCUGCUGCAGCUCCUCAGCAGCAGCGAACCCCACAAGCAGCAGGGGGCCCUCCACAUUCUUGCAGAAGUUAUUCCCGCUUUGGGGCCCCAGCUGGGGGGCCCCCCAGAAAGUACCCACUUGGGGGCCCUUGUCCGCCGCUGCCUCAGUGCUGCUGCUGCUGCUGAGACCAACGCCGAGGCCCUCUCCCUCCUCGUCGCCCUCGUCGAGGACGGACAGCGAAGUGUUUACAGAAAGGUGGGGACUGCAGAAAGCCCUGUGUCCCUUCUGGUCAUUUCUGCUGCUGAGGCGGCGCUGCGGCUGGCAGGCGAAGAGACGCAGCCGGGGGAGACCCCGGACUUCCAGGUGGCCGAGAGGGUGGUGGGUUUGUUGGUGCAGCUGGUGGAGGCGGACAGGGGCGGCGGGGCUGCGCUGCUGAAGCCUCAGCUGCCGCUGCUGCUGAACUACUUGCUGGCGCUAGCGAACGCAGGGAAGGGCUUGCCGGGCCUUGCUGCUGCUGCGGACGCAGCAGCAGCAGCAGCAGCAGCUGCUGCUGCUGCAGCAGCAGGCCCAGGCUCCCCCGCAGCCGCCCCAGCAGCAGCAACGCCCUCAGUCGCAGGAGCAGCAGCAGCAGCAGCAGCAGACAAGGUGGAAGGCACGGAAACUGUGCGAAGACUCGCCAUUGAGGCGCUGCUGUGCUACGCAGAAAUGAGGCCGCAGAGCCUGCUGGGGUGUACAGACACCCUGCGCGAAGUCCUCAACACUCUCCUCAGGUGUAUGCUCGAGGCUGAACGCGAAGAGUACAAGCCCUGGUUCGAGUCCGGCGAAGAGGACGACGACGAGCAGCGGAUGUACGGGAUCGGGGAGGAGGGUCUGGACCGGCUGGCGCGGAGCUUCGAGGAGGAGGAGGGCAGCAGCAGCAACAGCAGCAGCAGCAGCAGGAACUCGAAGCGGGAGAGUCUGUCUGCUGCUACGCAUUUGCUGCCGCUGCUCGCAGAUGCCAUAAAACCCUUUCUAGAACAAGAGAAAUGGACUUUCCGUUUUGUGGCUCUCAUGGCCAUCGCCCAAACUGCAGAAUAUCUUCCUCAAGGCGACGAGCAGCAGCUCGCUGCUGUCGUCCACACUGUAGCCAAGGCGCUGGGGGACACGGACUACCGCGUGCGGUUUGCUGCCUGCCAAUGCCUGGGCCAGCUGGCCCUCGACCACGCCCCCACAGUGCAGCACGAGUACACUCACGAGCUGCUGGACCCUCUAGUCCGCUGCUUCUCCGACCCGGUCAGUCUCCCCCUGGCUAGCUAG